AUGGAAUUGGCCCUUCGUGGUACAUCUGACGCUGGGCCACUCACACUAGAUGAGCCAAUUCACAAUGAUGGUACUUUUAGAGCUCUUAUGCGAAUGCGAAUGAACGUCGGUGAUAAAAUGAUGACCGAUCGCAUUGAAAAUGGCGCAAUUAAAGCUAUGUAUAUAAGUCCCACCAUACAAAAUAAUUUAAUCACUAUCAUCGGAAAAAUAAUACAAGAUCGUUUAGUAAAUAGAAUUAAUAAGGCAAAAUCAUUUUCAAUUUUAGUAGACGAGACAACUGAUGUAUCGCGAAUCGAACAAAUGUCAUUUUGUGUUCGAUACGUCGAUGAAGAUCCUGAACAUCAAUUAAUUUUACGGGAAGAUUUUUUAAAAUUUGUGUCAGUAGAAAAUACUACUGGCAAAAAUAUAGCCAAUGUUAUUUUCGAAACUAUUAAAUGUCUUGGUAUAGAUUCGAAUUAUAUGGUAGGGCAAGGAUAUGACGGGGCAGCAUCAAUGAGCGGUAACUUUAACGGAGUGCAAGCAAUUAUUCGAAAAGUACAUCCAACAGCACUUUAUGUACACUGCAGUGCUCAUUCUUUAAAUUUAGCCCUCUCUCAUUCGUGUAGCAUUCAACAUAUUCGUAACUGUAUUGGUACCAUUAAAUCGUUUCCUGAAUCUAAAUGGACCAAACUUACAUCAAUGUGUAAGACACGCUGGGUGGAAAAUCACGACGGACUUAUACGAUUUACAGAAAUUUAUAAAGCAAUUGUAAAUACACUAGAUGACUUACAGUUAAAAUGUGAUAUUGAAACGUCAUCAAAAGCUUUACAAUUAGGAAAAACUAUUAUAACCAGCGACUUUGUUAUAAAAUAUUACCGCAUAACAAUAGCUAUUCCUUUUUUCGACGAUUUCAUUGAACAACUUCAAGCGAGGUUUAAUAAUCACAAAAAACAAAUUUCUUCACUGCACAAGUUGUUACCAAAAAUAUGCAACAAAAUUGAAAUAGAUGCAAACGACUUCGAAAUAUAUUCUGAAUUUCUGGAUAUAGAAGUACUGCUAACAGAAAUUCAACUUUGGAAAAGAAAAUGGUCUAACAAACCAGAAAAAGAGCAACCAAACUCAGCUAUUGAAGCAUAUAUUAAAUGUAAUUAUGAAUAUUUUCCAAACAUAUCUUUUUCUUUUGAAGCUAUUAGGCUACAUUGCCAGUUUCGACUUCUACGCUAG
This is a messenger RNA of Acyrthosiphon pisum (pea aphid), 1203 nucleotides long. RefSeq names its product zinc finger MYM-type protein 6-like. The coding region runs from base 1 to 1203 and encodes 400 amino acids. NCBI's taxonomy places the organism in Eukaryota, Metazoa, Arthropoda, Insecta, Hemiptera, Aphididae. The record is from RefSeq and is a predicted model, not a curated record. The transcript is spliced from 4 exons.